Molecule: messenger RNA, 1953 nt
Organism: Colletotrichum aenigma
Lineage: Eukaryota; Fungi; Ascomycota; Sordariomycetes; Glomerellales; Glomerellaceae
Gene: xptC-4
Product: Dehydrogenase xptC
Exons: 8
Coding region: 1-1953 (650 amino acids)
Biological process (GO): secondary metabolite biosynthetic process
Molecular function (GO): oxidoreductase activity, acting on CH-OH group of donors; flavin adenine dinucleotide binding
Source: RefSeq, a predicted model, not a curated record
AUGCAUCCUUUCAAAAUUUUGUUUUGUUUCGCCCUCUCGCUGCUCCUUCCUUACUCGAAUUCCCUCCACAUCACCAACCAGACCAUUGAUAAAUUUCUCCUCGAUGAGUACGACUACGUCGUUGUUGGUGGCGGCCUCUCCGGACUCGUGGUCGCGAACCGGCUCAGCGAGAAUCCAGAUGCGAGUGUCCUCGUAAUCGAGGCCGGCGACCUUGACCGCCGCGAGGGUCGGGUCAUCAUCCCUGGAUACAUUGGACGUACGCCCCCUUCCGGCUAUGGUCAAGAUGUCCCCACCGCGCCCCAGACCUUCUUGGACGGGAAGACUCGAGAUAUUAACCAGGGAAAGGUCGUCGGUGGCGGAUCGGUCGUGAAUGGAAUGUGUUGGACCAGAGGCGCCGCUGCAGACUUCGACGCCUGGGAGGAGCUCGGCAACGACGGUUGGGGAUGGGAUGGCCUGUUGCCAUACUUCAAGAAGGUUGAGAGGUACACGACCAACGUCGGUCAAGGCAUUAGUGACGAGUUCAACAUCAAGCCCAACAUGUCUUUCCACGGAACUGACGGUCCCAUCAACGUGGCGUACCCGGAGCAUAUCUACAACACAUCCAGCAGCGUUCUUCAAGGUCUUGCCGAGGUCGGUAUCCAUACAUCCAACGACGUCAACUCGGGUGACCCGACCGGCGCUAUGAUCGUCGCCUCGAGCAUGUCCCCCACAAACCAGACGAGAUCCGAUGCGAGAACUGGCUACUUCGACACUGCCAACGCGCGCUCCAACUUUCACGUUGUCACUGGCCACAUGGCCACGCGGCUGAUCGUAGGUUUGCCCGGCUCCCUGACCAACCAGGAAAGCCGCCGGAUUAUCGGCGUCGAGCUCUCAUCUGGUCUGUCGGAUAUCAACAGAACCGUCACUGCGAACAAAGAAGUCAUCCUGGCCGCUGGAGCCAUUCAGUCGCCUGUUCUUCUUCAAGUCUCCGGUAUUGGUCCUCGUCAAGUUUUGGAAUCCUUGAAUAUUUCCACGCAGAUCGAUCUGCCCGGAGUUGGAAACAAUUUUCAGGAUCACCCCAUGGCCAGAUUCCCAUAUGAUUACUCUAAUGCAUCUGUUUUCACUUCUAAUGAUCUCAACGGUGACAAGCUCGAAGAUGCGCUGGACCAGUUCUUGACCAACAAGACGGGCAAGUCAUGCCCUUGUCCCUUGACAACACCUCUGAUCAACACCGUCGCCUUCCCAGCGCUCAAGCAUCACGCCGACGAAUGGAGAACCCUUCUCGCCCAUUCAAAGAAUCAAUCCUUCGACUUCCUUCCCCUCGACACCCCGUCCGCUGUGGCAGCCGGCUACGUAAAGCAGAAGGUCCUUCUACUCAAUCACCUGGCUCGCGAAGACGUCGGUGCGUACGAACUCCUCGCCGCAUCAUGGGGUCAGAUCUCCAUCGCAAACCAGAAGCCCCUGUCUCGCGGCACCGUUCGGCCAUCCUCGUCCUCCGUCUACGACGCCCCCGUAGUUGACCCUCGCUACUGUGCGGACCCUCUCGACUGCAAAAUCAUCAGACUCGGUCUCCAGCUCACGCAGAAGCUGAUGGCCACAGACGCCAUGAGGCUGCUCCUUCCAGUAGUCGACGCCAAGUACAACUCUACCGACGAGCGGGAGCUCAUGAUGGCGCUGAAGCCGCUGGUGGGCACGGAGUAUCACCCUAGCGGCACGACGAGCAUGUUGCCGAAAGACCUUGGCGGUGUUGUGGAUUCUGAGUUGAUGGUGUACGGAACUUGCAACCUUCGUGUUGUGGACGCCGGUAUUAUGCCGAUGAUCCCGGGCGGACAUAUCCAGGCAGCGGUGUACGCAGUGGCGGAGAAGGCGGCGGAUAUCAUCAAGGCCGCUGCAGAUGAAGCGUCGUGCCCGAUGGGACAGCCUCAGUGGCCUGUCGGACAAGGUCCCGUAGGCGGUGACGGACAGUCUGCCUGA